This is a messenger RNA of Camelina sativa (false flax), 2068 nucleotides long. RefSeq names its product casein kinase 1-like protein 11. Gene Ontology annotation, molecular function: protein kinase activity; ATP binding. Gene Ontology annotation, biological process: protein phosphorylation. The record is from RefSeq and is a predicted model, not a curated record. NCBI's taxonomy places the organism in Eukaryota, Viridiplantae, Streptophyta, Magnoliopsida, Brassicales, Brassicaceae.
UAGCAACAACGACAUAAAUAAACACACACAUAGGGUUAAUACAAUUUUUUUCCCAUAUUCUUCAAUUCUUUUAUUAUUCUUUGUUUCUCUUUUUCUUCCACAAAUCUCCGCAAAAUCUUCCCUCAAACUCAGAUCCGAUUCUUCCUUCUUCCUUCAUCCUUUUCUUUCUUCUAAAUAGAUUCUUCUUUCUUUCUUUCUCGCAGUUAAAAAGAAGACACUUUUCUUGCGAAAGUCCUCAACUUUCAUAUCAGCUUCAAUCAAUCAAUCAAUCCACACUUGGGUUGUUUGUUAACUUGCUGAUUUAGCUACUUGGGUUUGUUUUUUGAUUCGAACCCGUCUUUUAAGUGUAUAUGGCGAUUGGGUUCUACUGGUGAAUUCAAAAAGAGAGAGAUGGAUCGGAAUCAAAAGAUGGAUCAUGUUAUCGGCGGGAAGUUUAAGUUGGGUAGGAAGCUCGGAAGUGGAUCCUUCGGGGAACUUUAUUUAGGGAUCAAUAUCCAAACUGGAGAAGAAGUCGCUGUUAAGCUGGAACCUGUGAAGACGAGGCAUCCUCAAUUGCAGUAUGAAUCGAAAAUAUAUAUGUUUCUUCAAGGAGGAACGGGUGUUCCCCAUCUCAAAUGGUUUGGAGUUGAGGGUGAAUACAGUUGUAUGGUUAUCGACCUUCUUGGGCCUAGCUUGGAGGACUUGUUCAAUUACUGCAAGCGAAUAUUUUCAUUAAAAUGUGUUCUAAUGCUCGCAGAUCAAUUGUUAUGUAGAGUUGAGUACAUGCAUUCGCGGGGUUUUCUUCACCGCGACAUUAAACCAGACAACUUUUUGAUGGGUCUUGGGCGCAAAGCAAACCAGGUGUAUAUCAUUGAUUUUGGCCUUGCUAAAAAAUACAAGGAUCUUCAGACACAAAAGCAUAUACCAUACAGGGAAAACAAGAAUCUUACAGGAACUGCUCGGUAUGCAAGUGUGAACACACACCUUGGGAUUGAGCAAAGUAGAAGAGAUGAUUUGGAGUCACUUGGUUAUGUGUUGAUGUAUUUUCUACGAGGAAGUCUUCCGUGGCAAGGUUUAAAAGCUGGUACAAAGAAGCAGAAGUAUGACAAGAUUAGUGAAAAGAAGAUGCUUACUUCUGUAGAGACUCUUUGCAAGUCAUAUCCAUCAGAGUUCACCUCGUAUUUCCAUUACUGUCGAUCAUUGAGAUUUGAGGACAAACCAGAUUAUUCAUAUCUGAGAAGACUUUUCAGGGACCUUUUCAUUCGUGAAGGUUAUCAGCUCGAUUACGUGUUUGAUUGGACAAUCUCAAAAUAUCCUCAGUCUGGCUCUAGUUCGAGACCAAGGCCAUCCCCAAGACCAGCAUUGGACCCUCCAGGACCACCUGCAGAAAGAGCUGAAAAGCCUACAGUAGGACAGGACCUGCGAGGAAGAUUUACAGGCGCACUUGAGGCAUUCACCAGACGAAAUGUUUCAAGCCAAGGCGCUCAUGGUGACCGCUCUAGACACCGAUCUUCUGAUGAUAUACCCUCUUCUGCCAAGGAAGUGCACGAGUCUCGAAAUGGAAGUACCUCAAAGAGAGGUCUGAUAUCAAAUAGCAGACCUGGCUCAUCAGCGGAGCCAAGCGAGAACCACUCAAGCCGACUAUUUUCAAGUGGAUCACGCCAUGCCACAACCCAACGGGUUCAACAGAGCUAUGAAUCCAAGCAAACAUCUGCAGCUGCAAGGCCUGGACAUGAGGAUGCCAUUAGAAGCUUCGAGCUCCUCACCAUUGGCGGCUCUGGGAAAAAGAGGAAAUGAAGAUAAGGAAGGAGAAGUUUGAUGAGACUGAAAAGACAACAUUCCAUGCUGAUGGCUCUGUCCUCUGAAAAUAGGAAAGACAUGUCCACGCAUUGUUUUAACCUUGGGAACAAGAUGAGAGAAAGAAAGAGAGUUAAUACAUUCUCCCAAUAUCUCAUUCUAUGUUUUUAAAAGAAUCUGUUAAUAAAGCAUUAAAGUGUAACUUCUCAUGUGUACUUCACAUUUUUCCUCCUCUGUUUUCUAAAACUUCGAUAUAGAAUUAAAAUGUGAAAGCCUAUCUCGUCUUCUCCAA